Fusarium proliferatum ET1 is the source of this 1155-nucleotide messenger RNA. Its product is annotated as putative MAP1-methionine aminopeptidase, isoform 1. Lineage: Eukaryota; Fungi; Ascomycota; Sordariomycetes; Hypocreales; Nectriaceae. The coding region runs from base 1 to 1155 and encodes 384 amino acids. Gene Ontology annotation, molecular function: metalloaminopeptidase activity. Gene Ontology annotation, biological process: proteolysis. The record is from RefSeq and is a predicted model, not a curated record. The transcript is spliced from 5 exons.
AUGACUGCUGACCCCCCCGCCAAGAAGGAGUGUAUGGGCGCCGACUGCCAGAACGAAGCUGGAUCCCUCCAAUGCCCAACUUGUCUGAAGCUGGGAGUCAAGGACAGCUACUUCUGCUCUCAGGAGUGCUUUAAGAGAAACUGGGGCAUUCACAAGACAAUGCACAAGUCGCAAACUACCGGCUAUUAUAACCCUUUCCCCAACUUUCCGUACUCUGGAACCUUGCGACCCGUCUAUCCUCUGUCGCCGCACCGAACUCUUCCUCAGUCGAUUCCUCACCCCGUGUGGUGGCAAGACGGCAACCCCAGAUACAGCCGAUCCCUCACCAACCGUAACAAGAUCGAAUUUCUCGACAAGAAGGGCCAGGAUGCUAUGCGAAAGAGUUGCAGGCUUGCGCGAGAGGUCCUCGACAUCGCGGCCGCUGCCGCUAAGCCUGGCGUGACGACCGACUACAUCGAUGAGAUCGUUCACAAGGCUUGUAUCGAGCGAAACUCCUACCCCUCUCCUCUGAACUACAACAACUUCCCCAAGUCUUGCUGCACGUCAGUUAACGAAGUCAUCUGUCACGGUAUUCCUGACCAGCGUGUUCUGCUAGACGGUGACAUUCUCAACAUCGACGUUUCCCUGUACCACGAAGGGUACCACGCCGAUUUGAACGAGACGUAUUACAUUGGAGACAAGGCCAAGGCCGAUCCCGACACUGUUCGUGUGGUUGAGACGGCACGACAAUGCUUGGAUGAGUCUAUCAAGGCCGUUAAGCCCGGCACUCUGAUCCGAGAAUUUGGUAACAUUAUUGAGAAGCACGCCAAGAAGCACAACUGCAGCGUUAUCCGAACUUACUGUGGCCAUGGAGUCGGCAAGCUUUUCCACUGCCCUCCCAACGUCCCUCACUACGCCAAGAACAAGACUGUUGGAGAGUGCAAGCCCGGGAUGACCUUCACUAUUGAGCCCAUGAUUGCUCUGGGCAAGUAUAGAGAUAUCACCUGGCCUGAUAACUGGACCAGCACCACCAUCGAUGGCAAGCUGACAGCUCAGUUUGAGCACACCCUUCUAGUUACAGAAGAUGGGGUUGAGAUCUUGACCGCGAGACAGCCAGAUUCUCCUGGUGGCGCCCUACCGAUGCCUGGCACUGAGAACGGAGAGGCCGAGGCAUAG